Molecule: messenger RNA, 2033 nt
Organism: Arvicola amphibius (Eurasian water vole)
Lineage: Eukaryota; Metazoa; Chordata; Mammalia; Rodentia; Cricetidae
Gene: Ing1
Product: inhibitor of growth family member 1
Exons: 2
Coding region: 68-907 (279 amino acids)
Biological process (GO): positive regulation of DNA-templated transcription
Cellular component (GO): nucleus
Source: RefSeq, a predicted model, not a curated record
UUUGAGGGGGGCGGGGGGUGGAGGAAGCGGAAAGCCGCCGAGUCGCCGGGGACCUCCGGGGUGAACCAUGUUGAGUCCUGCCAACGGGGAGCAGAUCCACCUGGUGAACUAUGUGGAGGAUUACCUGGACUCCAUCGAGUCACUGCCUUUCGACCUGCAGAGGAACGUCUCGCUGAUGCGGGAGAUCGACGCCAAAUACCAAGAGAUCCUGAAGGAGCUGGAUGACUACUAUGAGAAGUUCAAGCGGGAGACGGACGGCACCCAGAAGAGGCGGGUGCUGCACUGCAUCCAGAGGGCCUUGAUCCGCAGUCAGGAGCUGGGCGAUGAGAAGAUCCAGAUCGUCAGUCAGAUGGUGGAGCUGGUGGAGAACCGCACCAGGCAGGUGGACAGUCAUGUGGAGCUCUUCGAAGCCCACCAGGACAUCAGCGACAGCACUGGCAGCGGCGGCAAGGCCGGCCAGGACAAGUCGAAGAGUGAGACAAUCGCUCAGGCAGACAAGCCGAAUAACAAGCGGUCCCGGAGGCAGCGAAACAACGAGAAUCGAGAGAAUGCAUCUAAUAAUCACGACCAUGAUGACAUCACCUCAGGAACGCCCAAGGAGAAGAAAGCAAAAACCUCAAAGAAGAAGAAACGCUCCAAGGCCAAAGCAGAGAGGGAAGCCUCUCCCGCAGACCUCCCCAUCGACCCCAACGAGCCCACGUACUGUCUGUGCAAUCAGGUCUCCUAUGGAGAGAUGAUCGGCUGUGACAACGACGAGUGCCCCAUCGAGUGGUUCCACUUCUCCUGUGUGGGACUCAACCAUAAACCAAAGGGCAAGUGGUACUGCCCCAAAUGUCGUGGGGAGAACGAGAAAACAAUGGACAAAGCCCUGGAGAAGUCCAAGAAAGAAAGGGCUUACAACAGGUAGUUUGUGGACAUUCACACGUGAGAACAGACCCGCCGGUGUAUUUGUGUCGCUGCCUUUGCGGAAGUCCGAGGACGGUCAGAUGGGUGUUUUUAGAGGGGCUGGAGGAUCCUCUCCUCGGGACAGCGGAGACAGCCUGUGUCUUCAUGGUGUACCCGUAACCAGACUGGGCUGCAGAUCAGCAGUUUAGAAACUACAAAGAGAGGUUCCAAUUAAACAUGUCAGCAAAUGUCAGACUGGUUUUGGGGGUUGGGGAGUGACUUGGAAGUAAUCUAACAGAUGUAUAAAGAAGAGAUUUAAUUUGGCUGUUUUAACAAAAAUGUUAUGGUUUACAAAAAAAACCAAAAUUCACCAGGUUGCUGAAGUGCAGCAAGAGUGCUUCUCGCUACCACAGUGUAUAUCCACAGGACAAGCUGGUCAAAGGUUUAAAGUCUAAAUGUUAUUUUUUAAAAAGGUAAAUGAGUAAAUUUUACAUGACAUUUUAUACAUGGCCUAUUCCCCAACUGGCCAUUUUUAAUGACUGGGUACAUUUUUAAUAGGUCAGACACAGUGGUCCAGGCAGUGGGUCCAAGUCUUGCCUUUGCUACCCUAGGUCAUAGUGUAGCCACCUUUAACUUAUAUGAAGUGUAUAAAUGUACAUUUCCCAGCCACCCCGCCCCUGCUGUAUUAUAACCGGAAGUGCAGCCUGGUGCUGUUGUGAAGCCAAGGUGCGCGUCCUGCUGCGUGUGUGAGCUGUAUAGAUGUUGUGUCAAGAAAUAAAUGAAACUUGACCAGUUUGUUUCUUUAGCAUUUAAUUUUAACAUAUAAAUAAUUUUAAAUUUUUUUGUCUUAAAAAUUUAUACACCAGCAGUUUAGACAAAGCCUUAAGCAAAUUGUAUAUCACUGAUCUCACAUAAUAAGGAAGUAGACAUUAUGUCCAUGCCAGCAAAUAAAUGUCAAAAACUACUUAGAGCAGAGGUUAGGAAGUGACUGUGUACUAGAGAUCCAGCCCCACCAUCUGUUUUGUGUGGCCUGUGAGCUAAGAAUGGGCCCUGUGUUUCUAAGUGCUUUGAAAACUCUCAUUUCAUGAUACAUGAAAGUCCUAUGAAUUCAGAUUUGAGUGUCUAUAAAUAAAGACUCGUUGGAACAC